Molecule: messenger RNA, 1032 nt
Organism: Cladophialophora yegresii CBS 114405
Lineage: Eukaryota; Fungi; Ascomycota; Eurotiomycetes; Chaetothyriales; Herpotrichiellaceae
Product: pyridoxine 4-dehydrogenase
Exons: 1
Coding region: 1-1032 (343 amino acids)
Cellular component (GO): cytoplasm
Source: RefSeq, a predicted model, not a curated record
AUGUCCGCCAACGUCAAGCUCGUCGGCAAGCCCGUCGGCCCCAUCGGCUACGGCCUCAUGGGCCUGACAUGGCGGCCCAACCCGCAACCAGCCGAGGCCAGCUUCAAGGCCAUGGAGACGGCACUGGCGCAGGGCUCCAACUUCUGGAACGGCGGCGAACUGUACGGCCCGCCGUCGCGCCACUCGUGCCACCUGCUCAACGAGUACUUCAAGCUCCACCCCGACGACGCGGACAAGGUGGUCCUCAGCAUCAAAGGCGGCACGCUCCCGGGGUCGAUGAAACCGGACGGCUCGGCCAAGAACGUGCGCCGCAGCGUCGACGACUGCCUGGCGAUCCUGGACGGGACCAAGAGCAUCGACAUUUUCGAGUGCGCGCGCCUCGACCACGACGUGCCGCUGGAGGAGACGAUCGGCACGCUCGCCGAGCUCGUCAAGGAGGGCAAGAUCGGCGCCAUCGGCCUGUCGGAGGUCAAGGCGUCGACCAUCGAGCGGGCUCACGCGAUCCAUCCCAUCGCCGCCGUCGAGGUCGAAGUCUCGCUUUGGACGACGGAUGUCUUGCGCAAUGGUGUGGCGGCCACGUGCGCGCGGCUCAACAUACCGAUCGUCGCGUAUAGUCCGCUCAGCCGCGGUGCGCUGGCCGGUGAAACCAUCAGACGAAACGCCGAUAUCCCGGAGGGGGAUUUCCGCAAGAUCUCGCCCCGGUUCCAGGACGAUGUGCUCGAGUAUAACAACCAGAUCGUGGACGAGGUGGAAAAGCUGGCAAAGAAAAAGGGCGUGACCAAGGCUCAGAUCGCCAUCGCCUGGGUCCGGGCCCUCAGUGGACGCAGCAUCACUACGGAGGACGGGCAGCAGCUCACGCUGGGGACUAUCAUCCCCAUUCCCGGCGCCACCAGGCCGGAGCGGGUGGUCGAGAACACGAAGCACGUGGAGCUGUCGGACGAGGAGAUGAAGGAGAUUGCGGACAUUUUGAAGAAGAACCCCAUCAAGGGCGAUCGGUAUCCUAAGAUGGGCAUGGCUCACGUCAAUAUGUAG